GAACUACACCACCUCACCAUCUUCUUCCGCUUAACUACUCCCCCCUUCCCAAACCCUCAACCCCCACCCUCCCUCAAAAUGGCCCCCCGCAACCGCGCCCCCGCCGCCUCCACGCCCUCCACCCCGUCCUCCCAACCCACCCCCUCCCGCACGAAAACCGCCUCCAACCCGCAGCAUAUCAUUCAUGGCGUCUGGAAUAACUACGUCGCGAAAACCCCGCAGCGCACGAAGCUGAUCGACACGUUCAUGGCGUUCCUGAUGGUCGUGGGUGCGGUGCAGUUUGCGUAUUGCGUGGUGGCUGGAAACUAUCCAUUCAACGCUUUCUUGUCGGGCUUCGGCGCGACGGUCGGGCAGUUUGUGCUCACGGCGAGUUUGCGGAUCCAGACGAACGUGGAGAACGAGGGGGAGUUCAAGAACAUUUCGAACGAAAGGGCGUUUGCGGACUACAUCUUUGGGAGUUUGCUGCUGCACUUCUUCUGCGUCAACUUCAUCAACUGAGCGUGCAUUUUUACACGGGAUCCAAAAAGAGCUAUCUCUCGGGCGUUCGAGUUGAUUUUCAUUGUAUGAUUAUGGAAAAUGGUACUUGUUCUAUUCUAGAGA
Molecule: messenger RNA, 600 nt
Organism: Eremomyces bilateralis CBS 781.70
Lineage: Eukaryota; Fungi; Ascomycota; Dothideomycetes; Eremomycetales; Eremomycetaceae
Product: defender against death DAD protein
Exons: 3
Coding region: 79-498 (139 amino acids)
Biological process (GO): protein N-linked glycosylation
Cellular component (GO): oligosaccharyltransferase complex; membrane
Source: RefSeq, a predicted model, not a curated record